AUGGAUCUGCUUGAUUUAUCUGCCAAAGCUGUAAUUGAACUGAGACUCUCUAAGGUCACGAGUUUUUGCUUGUUUUUCAUGUUGUUGCUUCUGAGAAGACGCUUGAAGCGAGAACAGGCUAUUGUAAAAUACCUUCGAAACAUUCCCGCCACACCCAACCCCAUCUCCGCAGCAAUUUUAAGUUAUGAAUACAAAUUGAACGAUUCGUGUAGGAACUUUCGUAUUGUGCUCUACCAGUUUGCAUUGUUAUGUGGACUUCGGUUGUUUCGAGGGUCAGCCCAGUUGAUGCAACGUUUCGUCACUCAAAGAAAAGUCCCAAAGAAGGAAAUCAAAACAGCUUGGUUCACCCUGUGGAACCUUGCCACUUUUGUGGAAACUAUACUAACCACAUUACCUUACUUCAUAUGGUAUGCAAUAGUGCCGGAAAUGAGCAGGAACUCGUGCCGUAGAAAGCACACGAAUACAGGCACUAAGAAAACCGUCACCGGAACUCUGAGUGAACUGGACAAUUAUUUUGCGCAGGCACUUCAUAAUCUUGGUGACACCGUAGUUGAAGAAAGGCGCUUUCCUUUGAUUAUGCGUCACCUAAAAAUGUGCAAAAUGCGUCUUUUGAAUAAAUACACUGAAGCAAAAACGAAACCAUACGGUGAGCAACUUGAGUCGGUCGAUCCCAUCCCCUGCGUGAAUGCUGGUGGUCUGUCUGUGUCACAUCCCGAAGACAACCUGACACGCGGUGUUUCGGAGCUCCUGACUCGUCGCAAAGAGGGUUGA
Molecule: messenger RNA, 771 nt
Organism: Opisthorchis viverrini
Lineage: Eukaryota; Metazoa; Platyhelminthes; Trematoda; Opisthorchiida; Opisthorchiidae
Exons: 3
Coding region: 1-771 (256 amino acids)
Source: RefSeq, a predicted model, not a curated record